AUGGCUAAGAAGGGAUCUAAAGCUCAAUUAGGAGCUGAAGCAUUAUUAGAAAGUAUAGAUAAGUCCAGAUCAAAACCACAAUCAAAAGAAACUGUUGAAGCCAAGCCUGUCAAACCCGUUAAAGCUAAACCUGUUAAAAAAGUUAAAGAGAAAGAUUAUGAAAGUUCUGUGUUAAGUAAGAAAGAACAAAGAAAAUUAAAGAAACAAUUGAAGGAACAAGAAGAAGAAGAACAAGAAGAACAAGAAGAAGAACCAGGUUUUAUAGAUGAUGAAGCUGAAGAAGCCAGUGAUGAUGAAGAAGAGGAUCUUGAUUUCAACAAAUUAGCAGAAAGUGAAAGUGAUAGUGAAAUUGAUGAAGAAGAACAAGAUGACGAUGAAGAUGAAGAAGAACAAGACGAUGAAGACGAUGAAGAACAAGAUGAAGAAGAAGAGGAAGAAGAAGACAUUCCUUUAUCUGAUGUAGAAAUCGAUUCUGAUGCUGAUGUCGUCCCUCACACUAAAUUAACUAUAAAUAACACAGCAGCUUUAGGUGAAAGUCUUGCUCGUAUUGCAUUACCAUGGUCUAAACAUAGUUUUGUUGAACAUCAAUCGAUAACCGGUGAUGAAAAGACCGAAUUAUCUAUCAAGGAUAUUUACGAUGAUACUGAAAGAGAAUUAGCAUUCUAUAAACAAGGUUUAGAUGCUGUUAAACAAGGUAGAGCUAACUUACUCAAGUUGAAGGUACCUUUCUCAAGACCAAUGGAUUAUUUUGCCGAAAUGGUUAAAAGUGAUGAACAUAUGGAUAAAUUAAAGAAUAAAUUAAUGACUGAAGCUGCUAAUAAAAAAGCUAGUGAAGAAGCUAAAAGACAAAGACAAUUAAAGAAAUUCGGUAAACAAGUUCAACAUGAAACUUUACAAAACAGAGCUAAAGAAAAGAGAGAUACUUUAGAUAAAGUUAAAAACUUAAAGAAAAGAAAAGCCAAUCAUGAUUUAGGUGACGAUGAAUUCCAAAUUGCAUUAGAAGAAGCAACUAAAGAAAACAGUCGUGUUGAUAAAGAAAGACAUGCCAAUGGUAGAAACGGUGAUAAAAGACAAAGACCUAACGGUAAAAGAUUAGCUAAGGAUGCAAAAUAUGGUUUUGGUGGUAAAAAGAGAUUCUUAAGAAAAAAUGAUGCCCAAUCAUCAGCUGAUGUGUCAGGAUUUUCAUCUAAGAAGAUGAAAAAUCAAAGACCUGGUAAAUCAAAAAGAUCAAGAAGACAUUAA
Molecule: messenger RNA, 1242 nt
Organism: Yamadazyma jaroonii
Lineage: Eukaryota; Fungi; Ascomycota; Pichiomycetes; Serinales; Debaryomycetaceae
Source: the annotation of a GenBank genome assembly